UCUCUCUCUCUCUCUCUCUCUCUUUUGUCCUUUUCUUUCUCUUUCGCUAGCCUCAAAGGAAAAAACCAUGUCCGGUUCCAACCAGAGAAUCAGUAUUUUCCCUACUCGCAUGGCCCUGACGACCAUGAAAACCAAGUUAAAAGGAGCGCAAACGGGCCACUCAUUGCUGAAACGCAAGGCCGAAGCCCUCACCAAACGUUUCAGGACCAUCACCCACCAAAUCGACGAGCUUAAGCGCAAAAUGGGUGCCGUGAUGCAAGCAGCUUCGUUCUCACUUGCAGAGGUGCAGUAUAUGGCCGGUGACGUGAGCUACCAAAUCCGUGAAGCCUCCACCAAGGCACAGCUACGCGUUCGCUGUAAACAAGAAAACGUUUCAGGUGUCAUGCUCCCCACGUUCGAAAUGUAUGUCGAAGGCGGAAACGCCUUUGAAUUCACCGGUCUCGGACGUGGUGGCCAGCAUGUGCAAAAAGCCAAAGAAGUCUACCAAAAAGCAGUGGAAACGCUCAUCGAGCUGGCCAGUCUGCAAACAGCCUUUGUGAUUUUGGACGAGGUGAUCAAGGCCACGAACCGUCGUGUCAAUGCGAUCGAACACGUCAUUAUUCCGAAAUACGAAAACACAAUCAAGUACAUUAUUUCUGAACUGGAUGAGCAGGACCGUGAAGAGUUUUUCCGUCUCAAGAAGGUCCAAGGCAAAAAGAAGGACAAGGCUGCAGCAGCCGAGGCCGAGUGGCAACAGUUUGAACAUGAACGUGAUGAUGAUGAUAAUGGUAGUGGUCAUGACGAGCCCAUGUUCCAGGCAGCGCAUGAGUCCGGUCAAUUGAAUAGCGAUAUUUUGGAUCACAAAGAUGAGGAUGUUAUUUUCUAGAGAAUAAUAAAAAUAAUAAAAAUUGUGUCUGUGUGUGUGUGCGUUUUGGGGAGAUCAGUCAAUAAGUGGUAAAAGUAGCAGAUGAUGAUGAUGAUGAUGAUGUAGUAGUAGUAGUAGUAGUAGCAGUA
This is a messenger RNA of Zychaea mexicana, 993 nucleotides long. RefSeq names its product D subunit of V-type ATPase. The coding region runs from base 68 to 865 and encodes 265 amino acids. Gene Ontology annotation, biological process: vacuolar acidification. The transcript has 5 exons. The record is from RefSeq and is a predicted model, not a curated record. Gene Ontology annotation, cellular component: fungal-type vacuole membrane; vacuolar proton-transporting V-type ATPase complex. Gene Ontology annotation, molecular function: proton-transporting ATPase activity, rotational mechanism. NCBI's taxonomy places the organism in Eukaryota, Fungi, Mucoromycota, Mucoromycetes, Mucorales, Lichtheimiaceae.